Rhopalosiphum padi (bird cherry-oat aphid) is the source of this 636-nucleotide messenger RNA. It is a transcript of the gene bcn92, whose product is annotated as LYR motif-containing protein 4. Gene Ontology annotation, biological process: iron-sulfur cluster assembly. Gene Ontology annotation, cellular component: L-cysteine desulfurase complex; mitochondrion. The record is from RefSeq and is a predicted model, not a curated record. Bases 133 to 414 code for a protein of 93 amino acids. NCBI's taxonomy places the organism in Eukaryota, Metazoa, Arthropoda, Insecta, Hemiptera, Aphididae. The transcript is spliced from 3 exons.
ACGGAUUAUGGGACGUUCAGGUUCAUUUCAUUAGAAAACCAUCAAGUUGUCAGACGUCGCGAGUCCCGGGGUAAAUUCCUUAGGAUCUGUUCGUUUUCAGCACCGUUUUUUCCUGAACGGUCUUUGGCCGCGAUGGCAACCUCAGCGACCAGGGCUGAAGUUCUCAAAAUCUACAAGACCAUGUUGAGGGAAAGUGCCAGGUUUUCGUUCUACAACUACAGAAUGUAUGCUGUGAGACGCGUUAAAGAUGCAUUCAGAGAGCAAAAGGCGGUCAAAGACUCAUCAGAAAUUCAACGGCAUCUACUCGAGGCACACAAGUUUUUGGAUAUCAUCAAACGACAAGCAAUUGUAGGAGACUUGUACAGAUUCGAAAAACUUGUAAUCGAAGUAGAAAAUGAUAAAAAAACUGGGUGAAAAACAUUAGUUUGUGUUUCAUACUGGAUUUGGAAGAGAACUGAGAGUUAUUGAAUAUAUUGGUCAAAUUUUCAAAUGUCAACACACAAGUUAGUUAAACGAUGAUUGUUCCUAAGUUUAAUAUUAGUAUAUAUUAUUAUUUUGAUCAUCACCAUCAUUACUUAUAUUGUGUAAAAUUAAAUAUAUAUUGAAAUUUGAAUACAUGAAUUUUUGUUUAGUCCA